This is a messenger RNA of Paraphaeosphaeria sporulosa, 2447 nucleotides long. RefSeq lists its product as uncharacterized. Lineage: Eukaryota; Fungi; Ascomycota; Dothideomycetes; Pleosporales; Didymosphaeriaceae. The transcript has 2 exons. The record is from RefSeq and is a predicted model, not a curated record. Bases 191 to 2209 code for a protein of 672 amino acids. Gene Ontology annotation, biological process: maturation of 5S rRNA; mRNA cis splicing, via spliceosome. Gene Ontology annotation, cellular component: U4/U6 x U5 tri-snRNP complex.
CCGCGACUUCCUCACCGAACACCACUCUGGGGCUGCGCGACGCGUGACUACUCGUAUCUCCACCUGCACAUUCAUCCAUACGUGAUAAUCGAUCAGCCCGUACAGCGGAGAAGUUGAUCGAGUGCCCUGUUCACUCCUCUCGCGCCGCAACUACACGCCUAUCCACCGUCCCCCCUCCGAAGCACUCGCCAUGGCGGACCUCUCCAUCGAGGAGGCCAACAAGAUCCGCCUGUCCAUGGGACUGGCGCCUCUGCCAGUCCCUGGCGCGGCGGCCCCCUCCGGCCCGGUCUUUAAGCCAGCGCACGCGGGCGACGACUCUGACGAGGAGCCCGCAAGCACCAUCGAGUCGCGCCAGGCCGCCGGCUUCGACAAUUGGAAGAAGUUGCAGGAAGAGGAAGCCGCGAAGAAGAAGCGCGAGGACCGUCUCGCCGCAAUCAAGAAGGAGCGCGAGAAGGCCGCGCGCUUUGCGAAGCUCGAGGGCAAAGGCCUGGCUGAUGCUGCCGAGGAUGAGGACGACAUGGCCUGGCUCAAGGGCUCUAAGAAGCGCCAGAAGAAGAUCGCCAAGGCUGAGCAGAUGCAGAAGGAGCUCGAGGAGCGCGAGCGCCAGGCGAGGGAGGCCUUGCAGUACACAGAGGCUGAUCUGGCCGGCGUGAGGGUUGGCCACGAGGUUGACCAGUUUGAAGACGGCGAGGAUCAGGUGCUGGUGCUCAAAGACACUGCUGUCGAUGCAGAAGAGGACGACGAGCUCGAAGCUGUUUCGCUCAAGGAGCGCGAGCGUCUGCAGGAGAAGCUCGAUUCGAAGAAGCGGAAGCGCGCCUACGAUCCGAACGACGACGGCCAGAAGUCGAUUCUUGCCCAGUAUGACGAGGAGAUCGAUGGCAAGAAGCGCAAUGCGUUCACACUUGAUGGCCAAGGCAGGACAGUGGAACAAGUCCAGGCGGAAGCUGCAGGCGCGACGCAGCCCAAGCGAGUCGCAAUCAGUCUCGACAUCCUGCAAGAGGACGCUCCGAUCAACGACUACAUGGACAUAUCGGAGGUGAAGAUGAAGAAGCCAAAAAAGAAGAAGUCGAAGUCGUCCAAGAGGAGGCGUGUUGAGGACGACGAAGACAUGAUCGCUCUACCAGACGAGCCCGCCGAGGAGAUGGAAGUGGACGAGUCGGAGACCAAGUUUGCCCCGAGGAAGGCAAAGAAGAACCUCUUUGACGAAUCCUUCGUAGACGAUGACGAUCUGCAGGCGCAGCUGGCCGCCCAACGUCGGCAGGCACUGAAGAAGCGAAAGAAGAUGCGUCCGGAAGACCUUGCUCGACAACUCCGCGAGGAUGGAACCUCUGCGCCACAGACGCCCGGUGAGGUCGUAGACUCCACGGAACUCGCUGAAGAAGAUGGUGCUCUCAUCAUUGACGAGACUACCGAGUUCGUUCACAAUCUGGGUGCCAAUGCUGAGGAUGAAGCAGAGGAGGCGCGAAGGCGUCAGCAACGCAAGAGCAGCCAGAUUCCCAAGGGUGUCGGCUCUCCAGCAGUCGAAGUAGAUGACGAGGGCGAUGUUGAUAUGGCGCAAUCGUAUGCAGAAGCGGCGGAAGCGGAGGAUCGCGAACGCAGCGCAUCACGGGCGAAAUCACCCGACCUCACAGGCACUGGUCUCGACGACGAAAAAUUGGUCAGUGGUGGUAUUGGUGCGACACUCGCACUUCUCAAACAGCGAGGCCUCGUCGCAAAUACCGAGGGUCCCGACAAGAAUUCUCUUUGGCGCUCGCGAGAAAAGUUCCUUGCCGAUAAACUCAGGGCCGAAGAGGAGGUGGAACGGGAACGCAGAGAGGACCGCGAACGCCAGCGCAACUCUGCACGCUGGGCGACCAUGUCCGCACGCGAUCGUGAAGAAAACAAUCGCCAAGCCAACGCGAAGUCGGAGAAGGAGGUUGCCCGCAAACUCGCGGAUAUCUAUAACAAGGAAUAUAAGCCGACGUUUCAGCUCACGCAUACUGACGAGCACGGCAGACAGCUUAACGAGAAAGAGGCAUUCAAGCUGCUUAGUCACCAGUUCCACGGCAAGGGCAGUGGAAACACGAAGACGAAGAAGCAUCUCGACAAGAUCGAGCAAGAGAAGAGGAAAAUUGCAGAGAAUUCUUUGGAUACGAGAGCCGGUGGUCUCAGCAAUGCGCAGGAUCAGCAGGCGAAGAAGAACAAGUUUGCUGGUGUACGGCUUCAGUAAUGGCUCCCACGACGUCGUCACGGAACACUGGAGUCGGUUUUUUUCAGGCUAGGUUCGAGCCCACAUCAGUGAUGGUAUGUCGUUGCUGUGUCCCGCUGGCUAACAUACAGGUUCGCCUUGCUCUAUGUAUGCGUUGCAUUUAACCUGGUCUGUCCAGUAUCCCCAGCUCUUGUAGUCAUUAUGUCAGGCCAAGUAUCGUGUUUUUCUUUCCUGCUGUGCAGAAUUGCAUAAAUCACUG